AGUAAAAAUUUAAUUCGGUAAAAAUAUUGUCAAUCUUAAAAUUAGUAACCCACUGCCAUUGUUCUAUUUUCGGUUCAAAUAGUGAGUGUAUAUAUAUCGAGGUGUAUAUCCUUGAAACAGGCGGAACACAAAAAAAACCCAUCCAAAAUAUAUUAACGUAAUUAUUUUGAAUUAAACUAUCUAGUCCGAACAAUCUAUUUUACUUGACUUCGAUAUUAUUACAUCAUGACCGAAAUGAGAAGCAACACCGAAACCUAAUUCAUUUUUCGGACAUAGAUACAAGUAAACCGUAAACGGUCGGUAUGGAUGGAAUCAGGGUUGUUCACAGCUAGAAUUUAACUUAAAACAACAAAAAUAAUACAAACGAAAAUUCGAUAAAUCAAUUGAUUUUUUUCCCUCCAAUAAUGUCUCAUCGAAUUGAGCGCUUGACAAUAAACUUGAUAAAUACUUUCGAAAUGGAGGCUUUCCAGUUUAAAAUUAAAAUUAAAAAUUUAUGAUGGGAAUCAGUUGAUUGUCACACAUGUGGGCUCGUAAUACGUUUAUCCUUGUCAUACUAAACUAAAUUUUCUUUAAAGAAAUAUUAAAAACGGAUUUUGUACACAUAGUCAAAGGAAGUGGAUUGACACAGUUUUUGUAGUAUAUAUUUAAAUCGAGUCAAUUCAUUUGUUCCAUUCAAACGUUUCCGAGUUUUAAUCGAGCAAACAACAAAAGUAACUGAGAAAAAUAUUUUUUUAACAAAAAAUAGAUUCAUAUCCCGCAUCUUAGCGUUGACUGUAGCCGUUGAUUGUUAUUCAAAUUUCAAUAGAUUUUCGUUAUCGUUAAAACCCUGAAUUUACUGUGCCCUAUUGUAUUAGAAAGGCAGAUAGUUCAUGUUAUUUGCGUUUACCUUCAUUCAUUUAUUUAUUUGAAGUAUAGAUAAACGUAGUGCUGCAUGUGAACAGUUAAACCUGUGACAUUAAAAUAAUCAAAUUUCAUUACGAUCGAGUUUGUGAUACAGAAAAGUCAAAGGGAAGAAAAACUCUUUGAACAGACUCAGUUUGUGACCAAUAUAUAUUCUACAUUCGAGCGGUGAGACAGCUCUUACACACGAUACUAAUCUACCAAACACUUUGAGCCAACAAUGAAACGAUUCUGUGGAUUACUAAACUUUUUCCUUCUACUAACGGCUGUACCUGCACAUCCAAUGAUGGGAGAUGCAGAUACAACAAUAUCGACAUCAUCAGCUGAGAUGAGUACUGUUGCAUCAAAACCUUCUGUGGAGGAAACUGACACUACAAUGACCCACGCACCUACGACAACUGUGGCUCAACUGGAUUCGGUUACGGAUGUGAACACAGUCGCAUCCAUGGACUCAAGUACAACAUUAUCCACAAUUACUCCAUCGAUUGCAGGUAUGACAAACUUAUUCGAAACACCAACUGCAUUUGUGACGGACAAUAAAAUUCAAGAACCUACUACAACAGCCCAUUCGACAUCCAUGCCUGAACUAAGCACAAUGGUAGAAGCGGUUGAAACAAGUUCAGUUACUUUAUCUGAUACAACAACCCAUUUGACACCUGCAUCUGAGCAGAGCACAAUGAUGCAAACAGUUGAUACAACGAGCCAUGUAACACCCGCAUCUGAAAUGAGCACAAUGGUGCAAGCACUUGAGACAAAUUCAGUUGUUUCAUCUGAUACAACCACCCAUUUGACACCUGCAUCUGAGCAGAGCACAAUGGUGCAAGCAGUUGAUGGAAAUACAGUUGUUCCGCCUGAAACACCAUCGGAGACUAUAACUACUACAUUACCGAUGACAUUACCUGCCACAACAAUGACAAUGACUACUUCCAACCAAGAUGCGAAUGAAAUAUUGCAGCCAGCAGGCGACCCAGGCUUCUCUGCAUCAAACUUAGCAUCCUUAUUCGGUAAUAAUAACAUGAAUCCAGGUGGUGAUUUAGCGGUACUGAACAAUAUUGAUGGUCAUGCUGACGUUGAUAAUGUUUUAACAAUGUCGUCCAACGAAGAAACAACCCGAAUGGCAAGUUCAACUGACUCGAAAAUUGAUGGCGGCGAUAAGCAGACUGCCCCGUCGGCUCCAGUAACGGAACCGCCAAAGCCACAGGAAACAAACGAAAUGGGUGAUGGUAAUAGUGGUUGCCAUACCAUUUCGGCAAGUUUGGCUGUUUUAUCUUUGGCUGUAUUCUAUCUGAUAGUCUAAAUUGUUUCAUGUCUGUGCUUUUUGUAUGUUCGUUAAGUUAAGUUAAUUUAUUAUACCAAUGAAGAUGAAGUAA
Messenger RNA from Bradysia coprophila, 2270 nucleotides. RefSeq lists its product as uncharacterized. Lineage: Eukaryota; Metazoa; Arthropoda; Insecta; Diptera; Sciaridae. The record is from RefSeq and is a predicted model, not a curated record.